AUGAUGAUUGCGGAUUGGAAGUCACUGCAAAUGGAGUAUAAAGAAGAUUGGAGGCAAAAUGCAGGUUUGUUCGGCCUAACACGCGUUGGGAGUCGGAGAGUCAUUCAACUAUCAACCGGAUUCAUGCUUAUCUUCUUUGUAUUUGGCAAGUUUGGAGCAGUGGCUGCUGCAAUCCCAUUUCCAAUAGUAGCACCUGUUAUUGCAUCCUCUUUGCCUACGUCGAUGGCAGUGGUUGUAGAUGAUGAGGAUAGAGAAAAUGAAGGGGACCUAAUAAUGACAGCACAGUUGGAAACACCAGAGGCUAUGGCUUUUAUUGUGAAGCACGAGACUGAUAUAGUUUGUGUGGUUCAACUCAAAGAGAAAUGGAUUGAAUAUAAUGAACCAAAGAGACUUAGAAAAUUAGUGUCACUAUUUGUUUCCCCUACGGUCAAAUAUGUUGUUGUUGCUAUUGCUGCUGGAAAUCGAAUUACGAUUCUGAGUAAAGAGGAUGAGUAUCAGCAAUCAUAUAUUCUUAUUUUUGGUACAUUUAGUGUGGGAGCUUCGUCUGAAGAUGAUGAAAUUCUUGGUGUUGCUGAUGACUAUGAUACUAUGUAUUUUAUUAAAUUCAAUGGUGAAGUUGUGGCAGAAAUUACAAAAAGGCAUUUGAAAAUCUCUUCAUCAAUUGCUGGUUUAUUUUCUGACAAUGACUCAGAUAUGCACGAGUCUUACUUGUAA
Molecule: messenger RNA, 714 nt
Organism: Vicia faba (fava bean)
Lineage: Eukaryota; Viridiplantae; Streptophyta; Magnoliopsida; Fabales; Fabaceae
Source: the annotation of a GenBank genome assembly